GUGCAAGGUGGAUACACGCUUAGCAGUUAGCAGAGGUAACUUAGCACGGGUGAAUUUCUUUGCAUCACGACAUCUUAGCUUAUUCCUGUUCUCCUUUUGGUGGAUGCUCUAUAUAUACGGGUCAUGGAAAUGAAAAAUAGAUCAACAAAAACACACCUCUUCUUCUUGAUGAUACAAUUAGAAAAAUAAUACAGUAAUAAUGGAAACUUGGUUUAUUAUUGUUGUCACUUUAUGUAUCUCUUUCUUCCUCAAAUCCCUUUUUGAUACUAUCAUCUCUUCUAAUUCCAAGUCCAAGAAGAAACUCCCACCGGGACCCUACACUUGGCCGGUGAUCGGCACUUUAUUAUGGGCCAGAAGAAACGCCAUCGACUUGGAACGCAUACUCGUUGAUCUCAAGGCUAAGUAUGGUCCUAUGAUCACCCUCAAUAUGGGGACCCAUAGCUCCAUAUUUGUAGCUAGUCAUUCUUUAGCCUACCAAGCUUUAAUCAAGCAAGGCUCCGUUUUCUCUGACCGGCAAAGUGUGCCGUCCAACAAUAACAACCGCAGCAUCAACGGUGCACCUUAUGGCCCUACAUGGCGUCUGCUCCGUCGAAACUUGUUUUCAGAAAUGCUCCAUCCUUCUCGCAUCAAGUCCUAUUCCAAAGCCCGAGCCUGGGUGUUGGAUAUCCUCCUUAACCAGCUCCGCGGCAAACAAGACGAAUCCGUGAAGUUAGUUGAUCAUUUUCAGUAUGCUAUGUUCUGUCUUCUUGUCUUGAUGUGUUUCGGGAACAAGCUUGACGAACCUCAAAUCAAAAAAAUUGAAAAUAUGCAAGUGAAGUUUCUCUUGGGAAGCCGACGUUUCGCUGUAUUAGGUAUCUUUCCUAGACUUGGAAAGCUAAUUUUUAGAAAGCUCUGGAAGGAAUUCAAUGAGCAACAACAAGAGCAACAGAAAACCUACCAACCUUUGAUUGAAGCACGAAUCAAGGCCAAAGAACAAAAAUCCGAGCACGAGGAUGAAUUUGUGACGUGUUACGUGGAUACACUAUUGAAUUUGGAGUGGCCAGAUGAAAAAAGAAAACUCAAUCAUGAAGAGAUCGUUACCCUCUGCGUUGAAUUCCUAGCCGCUGGAACUGAUACGACCUACACUACCUUGCAGUGGAUUAUGGCCAACUUGGUUAAAAAUCCUACCAUUCAGGAGAAUCUAUAUCAAGAAAUUGCCAGUGUAGUGGGAGAAAAAAAGAGCGAGUCGACAGAAGAGGAGGUGAAGGAGGAAGAUUUGCAAAAAAUGCCCUACUUGAAAGCAGUGAUAUUAGAAGGUCUUAGGCGACACCCACCUGGUCACUUUGUGAUUCCACACACGGUGACGGAGGAAGUUGAACUGAACGGCUACGUCAUCCCAAGGAAUUUGACCAUCAAUUUCAUGCUUGCGGACAUGGCCUUAGACCCAAAUGUGUGGGAGGAUCCCUUGGAGUUUAAACCUCAGAGGUUCUUAGUGGAAGGAUCAGAUGAGGAAGCCUUCGAUAUAACAGGAAGUAGAGAGAUCAAGAUGAUGCCAUUCGGCGCAGGGAGGAGAAUAUGUCCUGGCUAUGCAUUGGCUAUGCUUCAUUUAGAAUAUUUUGUGGCUAAUCUGAUUUGGCAUUUUCAAUGGAAUCCUGUGGAAGGAGAUGAUGUUGAUCUCUCGGAGAAGCAAGAAUUCACCAUUGUGAUGAAGAAUCCGCUACGAGCUCGUAUCUGUCCCCGAGUUUAACACUGUUUGAAAUUGGUUGGUUCUUUCUAUUUGCAUUUUCUUUCUUGUGGACUUCCCUCCUAGUAGAAUUUAGUGGGUAAAUCACGGUAAAUGUCUUGAUGCAAUAUCAGCUCGGAUUGUUUGUAUCGUUGUUACUUGUUAUUGUAAUGUAAUGUAUUGUAUUGUA
Messenger RNA from Capsicum annuum, 1892 nucleotides. Its product is annotated as cytochrome P450 89A2. The transcript has a single exon. Gene Ontology annotation, cellular component: membrane. Bases 200 to 1726 code for a protein of 508 amino acids. The record is from RefSeq and is a predicted model, not a curated record. Lineage: Eukaryota; Viridiplantae; Streptophyta; Magnoliopsida; Solanales; Solanaceae. Gene Ontology annotation, molecular function: iron ion binding; oxidoreductase activity, acting on paired donors, with incorporation or reduction of molecular oxygen, NAD(P)H as one donor, and incorporation of one atom of oxygen; heme binding.